Kalmanozyma brasiliensis GHG001 is the source of this 5922-nucleotide messenger RNA. Its product is annotated as Acyl transferase. NCBI's taxonomy places the organism in Eukaryota, Fungi, Basidiomycota, Ustilaginomycetes, Ustilaginales. Gene Ontology annotation, biological process: secondary metabolite biosynthetic process; fatty acid biosynthetic process. The record is from RefSeq and is a predicted model, not a curated record. The transcript has 2 exons. Gene Ontology annotation, molecular function: fatty acid synthase activity. Bases 1 to 5922 code for a protein of 1973 amino acids.
AUGACGGGCCACGAACACAAGGUCGUCUUUGUCUAUGCUUCCCAUCAGCAAGUCUUGCUUCCUUCCACUUUCCGCCUUCUGCAUCUUGCAUCUCGCUACGAUGUCUUCCUCAAAGCAUUCCUCGACUCGGCUUACAGGGAACUGCUGAGCGAGACGGAGGCAGCUUCAAGUGCGCGGUCCGUCGUGAACGAUCACUCGAGAGUCUUCACCCUUCCCAAAUCCUUCGUCGACCUCGGUCAGGUCGCCUCUGCUCAGGAUCUUCGCACUCACGCAAUCUCUCUGACGACAUUGGCGCAAAUCGCGGUGGUCUUGGCCUCCAGGGACGACUUCAAGCAAGCGAUGCGGGCCGACUUUGCAGCAGCUUGGGAUCCCGAAUCGUCCUUGACCGUCUCGCUUCUCCAAAACGUGGACGUCACCAACACGCUGGACGUGAUCUCUAAAGGCAUUGAGAUGGUCCGUCUGGCUUGCUGGAUCGAGUACCUUUUCCACAUUGGCUACACACAUGGCAUCAGUGGCGAGAAGGGACGAUUCUUUGUCAGCGGAGUCACGGACGGAGUUGCCGCCGUCGCAGACAAGUGUCAGAAGACGGGGCAGCGCUGCGAGAGCACCAUGGCAGGUCUUGCGAUUGGGUGCACCAGCACCGCGGUGCUUGAAGACUUGCUGUCGGGCAGAGAUGACGACGCUAGCCAAGAAUUGUUCUCGAACCGAAAGUCUGUCUUUCCGUCGCUGGACAUCAACGAGUGGGCACAGCUCCGACCAGAUCUGGUGUCUCGUCUACGAGAGCGCAACAUCAAGGUCGCAGUCGACGGUCACACGAUAUCACACCAGGCAGCCUCGCCAACAACCCAGCUUUCCGUCAACCUCGACCACGUCUUCACGAGCCUGGACUUCGGUCGAUCGCCACAGCGCUUUCAGAGCACGUUGGAUCUCCUGCGCGAACAAAUCGCGUCGUCACGUAUCUACGCUCCACGCAUCGAGCUACUGCUUUUGGGGGGAUCGAUGAGGGAAAGAUUCGCGAUCAACGUGGCAAGCACCUUCAAGUCGCUCGAGCUUCAUCACGUGCCGGUCAGACUCCUUGACCUGCUCUAUCCAAAGGACUCUCACCGCUUCGGAGAUGAGCCUGUCAAGCUGUCCAAGGUGCAAGGCGAUCCCAUCAACCAGAUCGCCAUCAUCGGGAUGUCUUGCAGAGUGCCCGGAGCUCAGGAUGCAGAUGAGCUAUGGGCGAUGCUCAAGCAAGGCAGGGACAUGUGCGAAGAUAUUCCCGAGAGGCUCUAUCGCUAUCAAGACUAUCAUUCAGCAUCUUACCGAGAGCGCAACGUGAUGCGAGUCAAGACGGGCAACUUCGUGGCCGAGCCUAGCUUGUUCGACAAGAGCAUUUUGGGCGAAGCUGCUUCCGACGAAGACUGCGCCAACAUGGACCCGCAGCAGAGGGUCGCCAUCCUGACCGCGUUCGAGACGCUGUCGAAAGCUGGCUACGGCUUUUCACCUCACCGACAUCCGAAGCAGCCCGAGCAAUGGAGCACCCACCUCGCCUACUGCAGCGACGACUACCGAGAGCAUCUGAGCCAGAAGAUCGAGGCCGACUUUGUGCAAAACACGCAUCGCGCUCAUCUCGUCGCCAAGGUCAAUGAGACUUUCGGCUUCCGUGGCGAGGCUUGCACGUACGACACGGCAUGCAGCUCCGCUCUGGUUGCGGUCGAGGCAGCUUGCAACAGCUUGCUGGCCGGCGAGACGUCGGCAGUCUUGACGGGAGGAGUCAAUAUCCUCACUCAGCCUCAGAUCACCAUCGGACUCGACAGAGGCUUCUUCCUUUCGGCUUCCUCGCAGUGCAUGACGCUGGACGACGCAGGCGCUGGCUAUUCUCGUGCCGAUGCCGUCUCCAUCAUGCUGCUCAAACGUCUACCAGACGCGGUGCGAGACGGCGAUCCGAUCUUGGCGGUCAUCUCGUCGGCCGCCACCAAUCACUCUGGCGAGUCGUUCUCGAUCACUCACCCUCACGGUCCCACACAAAAGAGGCUCUACCAAUCAGGUAUGAUCGCCAGCAAGACGCUUCCCGAGGACUACAGCUACAUCGAGAUGCACGGCACGGGAACACAGAGCGGAGACUUGGAGGAGGUGACCGGCAUUGUCAAGACCUUCGGCGAAGGAAAGAGGGACGCACAACCGCCGCUCGUCCUCGGCUCUGUGAAGGCCAACGUCGGGCACUCGGAAGCUGCUUCCGGCGCCACCAGCAUGAUCAAAACCGUCCAGAUCUAUGAGCACGGUGAGGUGCCUCGGCACAUUGGCAUUCGCACUCAGCUCAACACCAAGCUGCCGCCUCUGGAUGGGUUUCUGGUGCCGAUGCAGGAGACCACGCUGGACAGCAUCGACCACGCCUUCACCCUUGUGGACAACUUCUCUGCGGCCGGCGGAAAUUCUUCGAUCGUCAUGGAUCGCGGCACGCUGUACCGGGACCGACUGAAGAGAAUGAGCGAAGACGCCCAUACUACAACAGCAAGUCCGGCCGAAGAGUCCAGAGGCAAGCACCACCUGCUCUUCGUCACUGCUGCUACUUCGUUCUCCUUGGACGCCCAGAGGCGCAGAUUGAUCGCCUUCCUGGAUGCCAACAAGUACGUCACCUUGACAGAAUUCUGCAGUACCGUCUCGCUCGGUGACCCUAUGCUCGCCCAUCGUCUGAUCGCCAUUCCCUCCAGCAUCAGCGAGGCCAAGACAUGCUUGAGCAGCCAAGAGUCUGUCUUCGUCGACGCUAGUCGCUGGAAGGGCAAAGCUUGCACCAUCGGUAUCGUCUUCAGUGGCCAAGGGUCACAGUAUCUCGACAUGGCACGGGAGCUCUACGAAAACAGCACCACAUUCCGCGCCAACGUGGACAACUGCAACGCCAUCGCCCUGGAUCUGAACCUGCCCAGUCUGGUCGAGGUCAUCUAUCCGUCCCAGAAUACGCCAAAGUUGGAGAAGGGGACCGUCAGGCCCGAGCGCAAAGCAGACAGCUUCAACCCGGCCCAGUAUCAGCUGGCGCUCAUCGCUGCCGAAGUUGGACUGGCCAUGAUGCUGCUCGACUGGGGCGUGGAGCCGUCUUGCGUCGUCGGCCAUUCGCUCGGGGAGUACACGGCUCUCUGGCUAUCUGGCGUUCUUUCCUUGCGCAGCCUGAUCGAGCUGGUCGGCCGCCGUGCCAUGCUCAUGAUGGAGCUGUGCACGCCCAACGCCUCGUCCAUGCUGGCUAUCCGCGAAGGACCCGAUCGCGUUCGCCAGCUGCUUCAAGAGCCUGAAUUCAAGGAGCUCGAGAUCGCUUGCCUCAACAGCCCGAACGACACCGUGGUCGCGGGUCGCAACGAGGACAUCGAGAAGCUGCUCAGAUUCUGCGAGCAAGCUGAUCCAAAGAUCAAGGCAAUGGCCAUCCCGGUGCCGUAUGCCUUCCACUCGAAGGCCGUAGAGCCGCUCGUCGUCCAAUUCUGCACCGAGGCCGCGGCCCAUCGAUACUCGAAACCGACCAUCAAUUUUGCCUCCAACUACUUCGGCACAGUGAUCAAAUCAGGCGACGGCGAUAUUGAUCCAUCCUCCCUCGUUCACCAUCUCCGCGAACCAGUCCGCUUCUCAGAGUCAAUCAGGGUCUUGCAAAAGACGAUCGAUGUCGAUCUCUGGAUCGAAGUCGGCCCUCAUCCGACCUGCACACCCAUGCUGAAGGGCUGCUACGCCGAAACCUCCCGCAUGCCAGACUUCCUCACUUCCUUCCGACGGGGCAGCUCGUCUUGGUUUCUAACACUCGGUCUCGUAAGAGAGCUGGCGACCCGCGGUCUGGACCUCGAUUGGGACAAGGUCUUCAGUCAACUCGGUCUGCGUUUCGGGCACCACAGGCUUGCGGCGGAUCUUCCCCUGUAUCCAUUCGACCUCGAAGAAUUUUGGGUGCCAUUCAAGGAUCGAUGCCUGCGAGACCACCUCAUGGUCACUUCUGGCGAUGCAUCGGAGGAUUCGUUGGUUCAGGUUGAGCGCAACAAGCUGGCUACACAGAAGCCUCCGAGACCGCUUCACGCUCUGUUGUCGCAAUGCAUCAAGCUCGAGUCUAACCCACUUGUGGCAGCAUUCCUUGCACGCGUCAAUCAGCGGCCCUUCCGCGACUUCAUCCAAGGCCACAUCAUCCUUGGCGUUCCUUUGGCCCCGGCCACAGUGUUCGUCGAGCUGGCGCAAGAGGCCGGGAUGUACUGGUGGCAAGCAGAUCCCUGCAAGCAAAGACCUCGGGGCCAGAUGGAGGACGAUGUGGUCAUCGAGGUGAUCGACUUGCACAUGGUCGCUUCGCUCUAUUUGAACGAGCGAGACCCGAAGCAGAGCGUCGAAGUAUCGCUACAAGGCAACCCCACCGCCAACGAUGGCUCCAUUGUGCAAUUCUUCUCGCACAGCGAGCAUCAGCAUCAACAGCAUCAAUACGGAGCGUGCCGCAUCCGCAUCACAACGACCGAGCAGGCUACUCGAGAAUGGACCAAGUUGCGUCAUCUCGUCGUGAGGACAACUUCGGCCAUCAAAGCCCAGCCGUCUUCCAUGAUCAGAACCAACACAAUCUACAAGCACUUCGAAGCCAUCGUGCUGUACCUGGACGGCUUCCGAGGCAUGAACACGAUCUGGCUGACGGAGCGCGGUGACGAAGCUGUGUCUCAGGUCAGCUACAACGCCGCCGCGUUCAACGACCGCUUCUUGUGCAGCCCCAUGCUUCUCGACAGUCUCGGUGGGCUGACCGGCUUUGUUAGCAAUGUCGGCUUUGCGGAGGGAGCCUUCGUCUACAUGGCGGAGGCGAUCGGCCGAAUCGUUACCAUGCCGGCUCUGAGGAAGAUCUUGCCUGGCAGCGCAACGAAGCUGCAGGUGUACGCCAGAAUGGAGCAGGACAAGGACCUUUCGAAAGGUUCCGCCUACUUCUUUUUGCCGGACGACGGCGAACUGAUCGGCAUGAUGGAGAACAUCGUAUUCAAACGCAUCCGCCGAGACAUGCUCAGCCGACUCGUCCAGCUUUCUUCCAAGGCCUUUGCCAGCGAGGCAGCCAAGCAAGCAGCGGACAAUACCAGCAAAGUCAGUCUCGCUUCCACGUCCAACGCUCGCUCGACCAGGCAGACAGAAGUAGCGCCAAGCAAUUCCGAUACGUCGACGAAGAUGGACCGCGGAGCAUGUCCAGUUCCGCCAGCCAAACUGGCCCGAGACAGCAGUUCUGGCUCGCCCAUGGAUGAGCUCACGAACCCAAACCGACGCUGUUCAUUCUCGGCUCCUGUGCACAUCGCUGGACCUCUGUUGAAGCGUUUCGAGGGACGAAAUGUCCUCUUCAUCUUUCCUGACGGCAGCGGCACUGCUCAGAUGCUCCCUAAGCUCGAGCUUCCCGGCUCACUCUCCGUCUAUGGCUUUGACUCGCCAUACCUGGGAUGUGCUGGAGCAUGGAGUCGGGGCAUAGCUGAACUAGUGGAUCGAUACAUUGAGCUGCUUCACCAUGUGCAGUCGCGAGGACCGUACAAGCUGGCAGGCUGGAGCAUUGGAGGCGUCUUCGCCCUCGAAGCGGCCCGUCGUCUUCUCUCUGCCGGACACCAAGUCGAUUUCGUGGGCCUGAUCGACACGCCCAGCCCGCGACAGAUCCAGCCCCUCCCGACAGACACGCUCGAAGAGAUGCUGAAGAAGAUCUCGUCCAACACGAUCCGCGAGCACUUCCGAUCGUGUGCACUCAGUCUGCCAGAAUACCGAUGCCAAGCAUUCCAAGCGACGGACCGGCUGCCAGGCAAGAUCAUGAUCGUCAACGCCACGGAUGACUCGAAGCUCAAGGGUGUGAUGGCGAACGAAGAAGAGUGGCGUUCCUUCUGGUCCAGCUCGGCAAAAGUCGGCUACUGCGAGGUGAGAGGCGACCACUGGACCUGCCUCAAGCCAGCUCUCGACCUCGUCGUUCGCAGUGCCCAGUGA